Apis florea (little honeybee) is the source of this 4790-nucleotide messenger RNA. RefSeq names its product MYC binding protein highwire (gene hiw). Gene Ontology annotation, biological process: axon guidance; regulation of synaptic assembly at neuromuscular junction. Gene Ontology annotation, molecular function: ubiquitin protein ligase activity. Lineage: Eukaryota; Metazoa; Arthropoda; Insecta; Hymenoptera; Apidae. Gene Ontology annotation, cellular component: nucleus; plasma membrane. The record is from RefSeq and is a predicted model, not a curated record.
AAAAUUUAUUUAAAAAACAGCCGCCAUAUCGAAUGAUAAUCUGCGUUAAAACGAUAAUAUAUAUCGAAGAAUCGAAAUCGCAAAGUAGUCGCGGUACGUCUGGUACUUUCAAGACGAAUUUCUUAACUAACAUCAAAAACGAAUUUUUGAUCGUUUUCAAAUAUUAUAAAAAAAAAAAAAACGUUAUUAUUUGAUAUAUAUGAAUUUAGAAUCACUAAUUGAAUAAAUAAAUACUUUAAUAGAAAUCGUCGAAUAAUAUUUUUUAAUAAACCGUGCUAUGCAAUCACAUGGGGAUGGCGAAAGAAUGUCAACGAUCAAUAGUAUUACGAAAAUGAAUUGGUGAUUCGUACGUUGAAAAUUUUGUGCACAACAUGGUGUCUGGAGAUCACGAAAGAUUGCUGCCGGAACCGGAAAAUUAUGUGAAAUGUUUUUAUGACCUUUUCAAAAGUAUCGCAGAAGCACAGAGAAACAAAGAAGAAUGGAGAAAAUGUAAGAAAAAUAAAUCUAUUCGUAAGAGGGAUAAGAGAAAGAUUGAUUUAAGUGGAGAUUUAAAUUAUAAUAAUCCACCAGAGAUAGAAUUAUCUUGCAAUGCUUCUGCAUUUGCUGUAUUUGCUAGUGUUAGGAGUGCUAUUUUGGAGAGGCAUACUAGAACAUCAAAUGAAGUUUAUAGAGUAUCAAAUUGUAAUUCUCCACCAUCACCCGAACAUAGUGAAACUAUCGAUACUGAAAGUGAUGAUGAAGAUAGAAUAUCAACUAUACAGAGCUUACCAAAGAUUGUAGGUAUUGGUUUACGAAGUGUUUUUACAUUGAUGAGAGAAAGUAGAACAAUUGAACCUGCUUUGUGUACAAAAGCAUUAUCAGCUUUAUUGGAUGUAUUACAAGGACAACUUCCUGAAGGCCUGAAAUCUGAACCAGAUGAUGUUAUUGAUCCACUUUUUGACCUAUUAUUGGAUCUUGCAACUUCACAUGGGCCAGAAUCAGCAGCUGCCAAUGAUGGAAGUCAUUUAACUGCAGUUGCUUGUGCAUGUUUAUUGAGUCUUGUGGUUGUUAGAGGUGAUACUGGUCGUUUGUUAGCAGCGAUAGCAGCUUUACUUAUGUGUCCAAGAGUAUUAGCAAUUCAAAAUAUUCAGAUGCCAUGUGUAUUGACAUCUUUGCAAAGAAGUGUACAAGCUGUUUUACUUGGAAAACUUGCACGACCAGACUGGAUUACAUAUGGAGUUCCUAAAUGUGCUAAGAUUUAUACGCUUAAGUUACCAAAUGAGAUAAAUAAUAUAAUAUUAAAUGGGCGAAGCUUUGUAAGUGAUGGAAAGUACCUGUAUCUACAUACAAGUAGAGGAUUAUUGAAAAUUGGCAGUGGUCAUGGUGGAACUAUUUGGGGUCAUAUGUAUAUUCAGAAGGCGGAUUUUUAUCCAACAGAAACGGGUUGGCUUGGUUAUGCAAAUAACACGCUGUAUUUUAAGUAUACACCUAGAAAACAGAGCGAGUUAUUAAUUAUAGAUGCGGAAACUCUUACAGUUACGGAAAUUGCUGUUUUAGAAGGUCGUGAUUGGUCAUCCUCCGUUAUGUUUUCUGAUGGUGAAUGUUUAGGAAUGAUAACUGCAGGAAAAGAUGAUGGUUUUGUAGUCAGAACAAUAAAUACAUUAAGUAAUCCAGUAACAGUUGCAUCAGAAUUACCAUUAAAAUUAGCAAGAAAAUGUGUAGAUGUUUUUGGAUAUGCUACUUUUGAUGAAGAACAAAGCACUCAUACAUUAAAUCCAGGCUGUGAUGAUGAAAUUGCUACAGUUAUUGCAGGAAAAGAAUUUGCAUUGUUAAAAACCGUAUCGGGAAAAGUUCUAUAUAGCGGAAAAGGAACUUCUCUCGGUAUGAAAAAUAACACAAGGCCUAACAGAUGGAUGGAAUUAACGCUUGGAAAAGGUCCAAGACCUGUAAAUUUUGCAGCUGGUCAUGAUGGUCAACAUGUUGUAAUGGUAAUGGAUGAUGGUUCGGUUUUAUUUGCUGGUACUGCUAGACGUGGAGAAGAUGGUGAUAAUAAUAAAGUUAGGCGACAACCUAAACCAGUCAAACCAAAAAAAAUAGCAAAAAUAGAAGGACAAUAUAUUGUGGAUGCUGCUUGUAAUAACGGAUCAACAGCAUUAGUUACAAAAGAAGGUUCUUUGCUGAUGUUUGGCAAAGAUACAUUGCACAGCGAUCCGGUUUCGGGGAUAAUUAACGAUCUUAGAGAUGUUUGCGUUGUUCAUGUUUCAUUAGGUAAAGCUCAUGCUGCAGCAUUAACUAAUAAAGGACAUUUGUACACAUUUGGAAUUAAUAAUAAAGGACAAUGUGGAAGAGAUUUUACUACAGUUCAUAGCGCUAUAAAUAAAGAUACUUCUUCUGUCGCUGUAGAAAUGGGUACAGCAGAAGAUGAACUUUUAGUAACUGAAGAAGAUGGUAUGGAAUCUACCGAAGAUUGGGAAGAAACAAAAGGUAUGUGUCCGCCUGGAUUACAUCAAUGGAGGCAUCGUGUUUGUAUGGUUUGUACAGUAUGCCGAGAAUGUACUGGAUAUAGCAUAUCAUGUUUAAGCAGUAUACGCCCAGAUCGAAAUCCAGGCCAGGAAUGUGGAUGUGGUGAAGGUGAUAGUGGAUGCGCGGAAUGUGGAUGUUGUCGUACUUGUGCAAGAAAAAGUUGUACUAAUGGUAGAUCAAGUUCAAAUUUUCGAGAAUAUUUACAAAGAUGCUUGGGAGAAAUAAAACAAAAGCAGAGAACGAAGGCAGGUCCGAGUACUGCAAAAUAUGGAAUGAAGUUGAAAGGUCCAAAUAAUCAAAGAUUGGCUGGUCCAAGUGUGAUCCAAAAAAUUGCUGGAAAAAUGGCAUUAGGAUUAGGUACUAAUUUAAUGAACGAAGAAGGUAUUGGUGGAAGUGAUAUUGAACGAGGCGAUGCUGCAAGAAUUGCUAGUAUACCACCAGCUAGAGUUCCUAUACCUAAUGAAAGUCCUGUGGUUCAAGUAUCUUGUGGUUUACAUCAUACAGUGGUACUCUUACAAAAUGGAGAAGUUUAUACAUUUGGAAGCAACAUAUAUGGUCAGUUAGGUGUAGGAGAUUUGAUAGCACAUGUUGGACCAGUACAUGUUAAAUUACCAGGAAUUGCAACUCAAGUUGCUGCUGGAAGCAAUCAUACGGUUGUACUUACAUCAAAGGGAGAAGUGUUUACAUUUGGAGCUUAUCAAAAAGGGCAAUUGGGCAUAAAUUGGUGGAACGGACAAAAUGAACUUUCAAAUUCUUCCCCUCAAAUUAGUCGUCGUUCUGAUAGGACGCAGCCACGCCAUUGUUUUCCAACUGUAGUUCCAAAUAUUGGUCCACAAUGGGGCAGACGAGCGACGUGGGUUGGUGCAAGUGGAGAUCAAACUUAUGUCAAAAUUGAUGAAAUAAAUUCUAUUAGUUUAACACGGAGUACUGUUAUGGCAAAUAAAAAUUGCAUAAUUUUAAUUCCACAUCAAACUGAUCAUGCAAAUUCUUUCAAAUGUUUAGUUAUAAGCAAAAGAGAUGGUACAUGCAAUAGUUAUAGUGGAACUGAUCAAGUUGAUUUCAAUAAUUGCGCUACGUGUUUAGAUCCUUUAUAUAACGUGAUUUGGACUUUCAAUCCUAUAAAUAGUGAAAUAAGUUUAUAUAAUAUUAUAUCAACGGAAGUUAGAACAAUUCCUGGAUUAGAAGUUUCUAUUUUGAGUCCAGGUUUAACUUUACCCGUAGUAUCGAAUUGUUUCGUAACACGUUCUCAGGCUGCAAUGCAUUUAUUGGGUUGUUUAGAUACCCUUACACAAGCACAAGAUGAAAAUUUCUCUAUAGUAGAAGAAAAUGAAUGUAACCAAUCAACACACGGAAAAGUUUAUAGUCGUGAAGAUUUUGUCACGGUCAAUAGAUUUGAAAGCCAUGGUGGUGGUUGGGGAUAUUCUGCACAUUCAAUCGAGGCUAUUAGAUUUAUGCCUGAUACUGAUAUUUUACUGGGUGGAUAUGGAUUGUUUGGAGGUCGAGGAGAAUAUACGGCAAAAAUAAAACUCUUUGAUAUUGGAAUGGAUGGAGGGGAUCAAGAAAAUGAUGGCGAGCUUUUAGCAGAAUCUGAAGAAAUACCAUACGAAUGUGGACCGCGACAAAAAUAUUCAAUUUUAUUUUACGAACCAAUUCCUUUGCAAGCAAACAGAUGGUACGUUGCAUGGGCUAAAGUUAGCGGUCCAUCUAGUGAUUGUGGAUCUGGUGGUCAAGGAAUGGUCACAGCAGAAGAUCAAGUUAUGUUUUAUUUUAAAUCUUCGAAAAGAUCCAAUAAUGGAACCGAUGUAAACGCUGGACAAAUUCCGCAAUUAUUAUAUCGUAUCGUAACACCCGAAAAUCAAACUCCUAAUAGGCAAAGGGAUCGCAUCGAACCAGUUUAUGUAUUAAAAAGAGAUUUCAGCAGAACGGUUACUAAAGAAUGUUUUCAAUCAUUAAUAUCUCUCCUUCAAUGGAGUUGGAAUACAUUAAAAGCAGCGUUAAGUGAUAUCGUGGUUCAUAGCACUUCUUCUCACACGCUUGAAGUGGAGCGUUUAGUUUACAUUAGUAAAGCUAGUUUACGAUUACUUAGAAUCUACACCAAUGAAAUUUAUCCAAAUCAAGUGGGGAAGAAAACUCCAGCUGAAUCGGUUCGAUUAGCAGAGUGCAUAGGUGAAGUACGUGCAUUGUUACAUCAAAUUUUGUCCGAUACCGUACCGUUAAAUGCUAAAAGCAAAGGAAAAACGCGAUUAAACAAAAGUAAGUUUUUAUAAUUUUACAAUUUUUUAUUUUAU